Messenger RNA from Aedes albopictus (Asian tiger mosquito), 4270 nucleotides. Its product is annotated as zinc finger CCCH domain-containing protein 18-like. The record is from RefSeq and is a predicted model, not a curated record. Gene Ontology annotation, cellular component: extracellular region. The transcript is spliced from 8 exons. Lineage: Eukaryota; Metazoa; Arthropoda; Insecta; Diptera; Culicidae. Gene Ontology annotation, molecular function: chitin binding. Bases 495 to 3098 code for a protein of 867 amino acids.
CUCCAUACCCAGCAGCACCACAGCCAAUCAGUUCCAAAGUAGCGUUCGUGAGGUGCAGAUCGCAGAUCGUGGAGCUUUCGGAAUUGCUCCAGUUUUUGUUCACCAGCAUUUGGUUCUUUUUUGGCUAUCGGUUUUUCUGUGGUAAUCUAAAAUUCGGGCGCGUAUACGCGACUGGUCAGUAGAACGCGUUCCAGAAGUGUUGCAUCCAAGCAUAAUCGGCUAUUAGUGGCGGGCUCCAGUCAAGUGUGAAUAGUAGCUAUAGCGAGUGAAUUUUAAUUUCGACGAAAUACAUAACUUUUAGAAAACUCGAAUUGAGUUGAUAAUUGCAGAAACGACAGGCGAACGCAUACUGAUAUAAUAGCUGCUGCUACUGCUGCUCAGGGCCGAGGAACCAAGCCCAAGCGGUUGGAGCUCUACAUGUUGCUGUUGCUGGACUAGAAGACGGAGAACCGAUUUCGCGGCUGUCGCAAGAUUAGAGCACUAACGGGGAAGCUAUGAAAAAGAUACGGCGAUGGCUGCUGGUGUUUGCGGUGAUAAUAGCCUUGAUGGUCAGGGUGGAUGGUUUAAAGGCGACCUCGUUGAUAUUCGGUCGCGGACCAGCCACCUCGAGCACCUCAACCACCAGCACCACGACGGCGGCGGCCACAUCGACCACCAGUACCACCACCACCACCACCGAGGAGGCAUCAGCAGAAGAGGAAGAGUCUGAUGAUCAAGGUGAAGAAGCGGUCACCAAAGCGCCACUUACCGGCAUUCCACAGGUGGAUUACGUGUGGGAUCCCAAUCUGCCACGAGAACUCAGAGGCGCAAAUCUAUCCAGCUACCCAUUCUUGGACUCGGUACCAGCGGAGGAGGACAUCGGGUUCACCUGCGAUCCCAAACUACACGACGGAUUCUACGCGUCCAUCAAGUACAACUGUCAGCUGUACCACCACUGCAUCCACGGAAUACGUUAUGACUUCCUGUGUGCCAACUAUACAGCGUUCGAUCAGAAGACCUUCAUUUGCCAUUUUGCCUCCGAAGUGGACUGUAAAAACUCACCGAAAUACUGGUUUAGAAAUGAACCUCUGUACAAAGCAACGACGACUACCACGCAGAAGCCGGCACCGACUCAACCGACAACGGCGGCACCCACCACGGUAUCGUCCAGGCCGAAACCGUUGAGAAAACCGGUGCGCAGACGACGUCCGCAGGAUUACUACUAUGACGAGGAAGACUACGAAGACGAUUACUACGAGGAACGUCCACGGCGCAGGAAGAAUCGUCCACGUAACCGACGGCCGUACUACGAGGACGAGUACGAGGAUGACGAGCGGUUCGAUCGACGACCAGCCGAUCGCUACCGGGAACGCGACAGAGAUCGGGACAUAGACGACGAAGACUACGAGGACCGUCGAACGUACCGUACGAAGAACCGCAACCGCAACAAUGAUCGACGCAACGGAGACGAUGAUCGGCGUUAUGGGUACGAUGAUCGCAGGAGGGAUCGAGAUCGAAGCCCGGUCGACAACGAUCGUCGCAAGCCGGUCGACGACGAUCGCCGCAAGCCGGUUGAUGAUGAUCGCCGCAAGCUGGUUGACGAUGAUCGGCGCGUUAUGUAUGACGAGGAGAAACGUUCAUCGUCGAGCGAUCGACGUAGGAGACCGUCUGCUAGUGAGGACAGGAAGGUCUCCGAGAGAAGACCGACUAGCGAUGAUCGGCGAUCUUUUUCGGGCGACGAAGUCAAAAGAAGGCCUUCGGAGGAAAGAAGUGGAGGCAGGAGGCCUUACAAUGACGAUCGCCGUUUCGACUACGACGACGAAGAUGAAGAUUAUAGUCCUCGACGACCAGAGAAGAAAUCCCGCCCACAAAGCGAUAUUGUGACGGUGAAGCCUUCAGGGUCUACAAUCUACGAUAGACCACGUGCAGCCCCGAGGAUCAAUCGGCCAGUUCCGUUGAAUGAGAAGACCAAGUACUCGUAUUCCAAUCCGGAUCCACCGAAGAAGAAACCAUCCACCACGCAAGCUCCAGCUGAGGAACCAGAACCUGAGUACUACGAUGAGUACGAAGAUGAGCCGAAGAAACCGGAACCUGUGGUCGAUAAACGAAAGGCAACUGAUGUGGGUAGCCGAGAUCGUAACGGUAACGCCGAGGAUAAAAGACAAAGCGCUUCUUCGGAUGUGGUCUACUACGACGAUGUGAUUGUGCCAAAGGACUCUCUUCCCCAAAAACCAGUUCCGGGAAACGUGAAGAAGCCGGAAGGGACCGAUAGGAUCAACAGUCGGGACAACUCCGAGUUGAACCAUCGGUAUAAUGAGAAAAUCCGACAAACUCAGCGAGUUUCCAAGCCAGAGAAUGUAGCGGUUUCCCAAAGGGCUAGACCAGCAUAUUUGGAUGAAGAUCCAUCGGAAGCAAGACAACCAAGUCCUCCCAAAUCACCGGCCAACAUAUACAGUAACUUCAAAAACAAAAAGCAGACUCCUCCAACCGAAAGUCGAAAACCAUCCGGAUCCAAUCAGAAUAUCCGAGACUACGACGCUACCAGCAACCCAGCAGAAGCCGCACGCCCAAUAAUCCGAGCAACAAAACGGCCAUUCCUUCCCAGCCGGGGAGGUAACCCCUACGCAGCCCGAGGACUUCAGCCGGUUGGUGUAGCGAAGCAAGCUCAAACCCCGUCACGGCAGCCACCUCCACCAAGCACCGAGUCCGAACGGCCAUCUCCGUUCCGCAUCGACGUCGGCAGCUCACCGGUAAGUUCCGUCCAGUUGGGCACACAGACCAGUACCGUCCGGCCACCCAACGAAAACCGCGUGAAAACCUUGGACCAGCUGUACGACGAAGAGUUCGAUGUUACGCUGAACGAUGCCCUGAACCCCACAUUGAAACCCCUGACCCGAAGUGCGCCGGCGCAAAGCUUCUUCCGUAAUCGCUACAUCCACCAGAGUUCCGACUCGGAAUUCGUCCCGUUCGAACCCAGCUACGCUCCGUCCGAGUUCCGGCGGGCGGCCGUACGGCCUCCAUCGGCCUUCGGCCAUCAGAUGCAACAACCGACGGUCUACAUCAGCCAGGUGCGGGGUCACCCUGGUCACGGCCGGUACGAGUAUGAGUACGAAUAUUAAACGGUGCGAAGAACCUACCCAAGUAAUCAAAAGUUCGAUUUUCUACAAUAAAACUUUUUCGAGUUCUGGAAAAAUUUAAAAAUGCUCACGAAUAACUUUAGACUGCAUAGUGUACAUAAAAGUACUUAUAAAAACAUGAAAGUUCUCACUGAGUUCUGAGAAGCGCUUUAGGCCACUUUCAAGCUUAAUAAGAGUUUCAUAAGCGUUUCUUGGAAAUUUACCGUCUGACAAAUUUCGUGUGAGUAUCCUAAGCUUUUUAAAAAUAUUUGACAGCUCCAAACAACUCCAUAUCAAAGUUUUUCCACAAAUGGUUGUUUCGAAAUUCAGGCAUAAUAAACUUUUUUAAGGAAACAGAGUUUCAUUCGAACUUCUGGUUACUUGGGUUUUCCAGAUCGAACCACCAGAGUGAAGUAACUUUUAAUUUAUUGAACAAACGCGAGCCUUUUCCUAUACGUACUGAGAGGCAAAGCGCACAAGGAUCUAAGGAAAUUAUUUAUUACUCAAGCCAGCUGUGCGUGGGAGGGACCGGGGUCCCCUUGGGUGACCUCAGCGGGGAGUGCGAGUAAAUUCUGGAUGCGUCGCUAGAUGCAACACCAUAUGCCAACACAAAAGUGAUUCAAAUUAUUUCAUUCGAUGGAGCCGUGCGGAACCACCGGAGGAAAUGCGUAUAAAAUUAUUUUUUGAUAUGAAAUGAAAACAAAAAAAACAUGCAAAACUCUUACCUGUACAUAUAUUUCUGCCCUAUUCUUAAAGAUAAAUACUCAAUAAAGGUGAUAUUGACGUAAUAAUACUACUUUGCGACAAAUUUUUCAAAGCGAAGAAGGAACAUUAUAACUACACGUGACGCGAAACAAACACACACAAAAAAAAAACAGAAUGCGUACUGCAAUAUAAAUACAUUAAACAUACACAUAAUUUAGUAAUAAGGGAAAAAACAAAAGUUACAAAAAAUAACUGUGUAUUGUACAUUGGAAAUCGAUUAUACGAAAAGAUUGAUGAAAAAAGCAAGACAUCAAGAAAAAAAUAAGGUUGAGAGAAGAUGGAAAACAAACUGUAGAAUAAAAAUAUAUAGAACUGUAGCUUGCUAACAUGAUCGAUUCGAGAACAAGAAGAAUAACAGGUCUUUCUGUAAGUGAGAAGAUGAAAUAAAGAAAAUUAAAUUUUCCCAUAAA